AUGGCGGGUUCCGAGCUUUCCACUCCUGAAUUAUAUGCAUUGAGAUUAGUUGAUCCUAAUAUAACGUUUAAAACAAAAUUAUCAAUUGCUAUUAAUCUCAGAGAUUCUGUCGAAGUCUAUCAAAAUGCAGAUUAUAACCGUUUUCUUCAAGCUUUGAUGCCCGUGUUAACGAAAAUGCUAACGGAGGAACAACCCGUUUUCGAUAGCAAUUCCGAAGAGCAGAAAUUGCGAAAUCUAUAUUUAGAAAUAUUACAUCGGUUGCCUCAAAACGAUUCGCUUCUACCAUAUGCCUCAAACCUUCUGAAAACACUAAUGGAACUGUUGAAGAAAGAAAAUGAAGAUAAUGCGGUUAUCUGCUUAAAAAUUAUUAUCGAUUUGCACCGGAGUUAUAAACAUCAGUUAGUAGACUUAGUCAAGCCUUUUUUAGACAUUGUCCAAGAAAUGUACAAGAAUAUGGAGCAAACAGUAAAGGAUUCCUUUGAUUCACCAGGAAUUGUUGCCACACCAAACGUUGGCACUCCAGUUCAACCAAUAGUACUUGUUCCUCCUUCUUCACGUCCAUCGUCGCCUGUUUCAGACGUUACAGCAAAUGAAACUACUCCCAAUAAAGUUUUGGCUGGAAGCUUACACAGCUUUAAAGUCUUGACCGAAUGUCCUAUAAUUGUAGUCUUACUUUUUCAGUCGCACAGACACUUUGUUAAUGACAAUAUUGGAAAUUUCGUUCCACUCAUUAUUAAAACAUUGGGACUACAGGCUCGUCCCCAAGCUGAAGCACAAGAAGCAGCUAGGGCUAGAGGUGAAAUAUUUGUUGGUGUUGCACCAGGAAUUAGAGAUCGCGCGAAAUAUACAGAAUUCAUUAUAGCUCAAGUUAAAACCAUGUCUUUUUUGGCGUACGUUCUUCGUGCAUAUACUAAUGCAUUACAAGAAUACCAAAGUAUGAUACCUGAUUUUGUCAUACGAUUACUUCAAGAUUGUCCACCUGAGGCCUCAGCAACCAGAAAGGAAUUGCUGGUCGCGACUCGACAUAUUCUCUCAACCGAUUUUCGCUCCGCUUUUGUAAGCAAAAUUGAUAUUCUUCUUAAUGAGAAAGUUCUAAUUGGUAGUGGGGUUACAUCUCAUGAUACUCUUCGGCCUUUAGCAUAUAGUAUGUUGGCAGACCUAGUCCAUCAUGUACGGAAUGAACUUUCUCCAGCGCAACUUUCAAGAACCGUAUAUAUUUAUUCGCGUAAUUUGCAUGAUCCAACCUUGGCUGCUAGUAUUCAAACUAUGUGCUCUAAACUUUUGCUAAAUUUAACUGAAUGUAUUGUGAAGAUUCCUAAGAAAGAUGGCAAAGAUGAAGCAAGAGAUUUGCUAAUCAAAGUUUUGGAUACUUUUGCUAAUAAAUUUGUAACCCUGAACUUGGUAUUUGCUGAUAUUCAGCGACAACAACGAAGGAAAAAAGCUGCUGCUAGUGAUUCAAAUAUAAUAGAAAAAAUUGAUGACUUUGAUUUUGAACAAGCACGUCCUAUUAAUACGUCUACACCUGGUGAACUUCAACAUGAUGCUAUAAAUGACGGAAGAUUUCUGUUCAGAAAUCUAGUUACUGGUCUUAAACCAAUCAUCCAAUGGUUAAAAGAGUGCAAUCCACCACUUCCAAACAAUUCCAAGACCCCUGUUCAACAACCCAAUUCAGUUGCUCGUGGAUUUACUCAAGAACAAGUAGAUAUUUUUAUUGGUUUGUUUAGAGAGGGUGUACGUUGCUUUGAUUAUUUCAACAUAGACAAUGUGGAUACGAAUCAGGUCAAAUAUUCUGAUAAGUUAACUCCUAUAGAGAUCCCAAGUAGGAUUGGUCCAUAUUCGAAGGUGGAAAAGGAAGCACUUGAACAUUUCAGUUCUGCUUUUGUAAUGGUCGAUCCUGCUAUAUUUCAGGAGAUUUUUGCUUCACAAAUGAAUUUUUUUUUCGAUCAAAUGCUACAAAAUACUUCCCUUCUUCAAAUACCUCAGUAUUUUUUAGCACAUAACGACGUAAUUUCUCAAAGCUUUGCAGGAAUUUUAUUGAGAUUCCUUGUAGAUAGAUUAGACAAACUUGGGGGUCCUGAUCCUUUAUAUUCACAAGUAAUGCUUCGGUUGUUUAAACUAGCAUUCAUGGCUGUGACAUUAUUUCCAAAUCAUAAUGAAAGCGUGCUUCAUCCACAUCUUGCAAACAUAAUAACGUCUUCCAUGAAACUUUCUGCCAAGGCUAAGGAACCGAUUAACUAUUUCUUACUUCUUAGAGCACUUUUUAGAAGCAUUGGUGGUGGUAGAUUUGAAACAUUGUAUAAAGAAGUCUUUCCAUUGCUACAAGUGCUUCUGGAAGGGCUCAACUCAUUAUUAUCACUAAUACAUAAACAACGCAUGCGAGAUUUAUUUGUUGAGCUCUGUCUCACUGUACCUGUGAGGCUUAGCGUACUUCUACCUUUUCUUAGUUACUUAAUGAAGCCUCUUGUCUUGGCUUUACAGGCAGGCCCAGAAUUAGUUACACAAGGCCUUCGGACCUUGGAACUCUGCAUUGAUAAUCUAACACCUGAAUUUUUGGAUCCUAUCAUGGCUCCGGUCAUUAAUGAUCUUAUGAAUGCACUCUGGAAACAUCUAAAACCAACGCCAUAUAAUAAUACUCAUAGUCAUGUAGCUAUGAGGAUUUUAGGUAAAUUAGGAGGAAGAAAUCGACGUAUGCUUAAAGAUCCUGCGCAACUUAAUUAUUAUGCACCACCAUUGACCGGAAUUGAUUUACAGAUUUAUUUUGAGCCGCAUACAAAUCCACAUAAUUUACCAUUAGACGAAGGCUUAUCACUUGCUGCAAGGGUGCUACAAGAUCCUAAUACUACUUUCUUUUAUAGAAAAAAUGCGUAUAAAUUUCUAGUAGCUACUAUUCCCUUGUUUAUUAAUUUGGACGAAGGACCAGAAAAUCUGGCUAUCUCAAUAACAGCAAGAGUUCAACAACAAUUACUGCAAAAUAAUGAAGGGGAUGAUAUGGAAAUAAUCCCAUUAAGCACGGAAAAUACACAUGGUGAUAUUCCAAUCGUAACAGAUGAAUUUCGUGAACUUUCAAUAAACAAUAUGCCGAGUAAAGAAGGGCACAAACAAAUAUUGAAAAGAAAGGUUGUACAGGAGGAAACGCUGCAAAAUGUGAUAUAUUCUCUUUUUGUAGCGUCGUCAUUACAAGAUCUCAAAGAUCAAGCAUGGCCAUUUCUUGAAAAUAUUUGCCGACAUUUUGCAUUAUUAGAAGUUAGUGAAGCCCUAAAUUAUCGUUAUGCAAGAGAAAAAAGGUUUGAUUUUAAUAACGACGAAAAGCAAUAUAGUUUGGAGACCAAAGUAAUGGUAGAAGCUUUGGUAGAGGUCAUAACGUCAGAGAACACCAAUCUUAGUAAGCUUGCUGAAACUGCUUUGACUUUAAUAUAUGAAACAUGUGUCAUUAUUACUGGAUCUAAGGAUGCACUUAUUCGCUUUCCAUUAUUUCAUGUAUUGGCAUCUCGUUUUUGCUCUUGUUGCUAUAAACAAGAAUGGUUUCGCAAGGAUGGAGGCUGCACGGGGAUCUCGAUUCUCAGUUCUAAACUUGACAUGGGUACGCAAUGGAUGUUAGAACAUGAAGUGGAAUUUGUCAAAUCUUUGCUUUUCAUUUUAAAAGAUAUGUCUCCAGACUUUGCAGCUGGUUAUGUUGAGAAUGCUUCUCAGACACUCCUACACGUUUUAACAAUUUGCAAUCAACAAGAACAAUCAGAAAGCCAUAGUGAAGAUGUUGAAAUGAUAGAUUCAAAGGACGAGAGACAAACAAAGUUUGACAAGCUCAUUACUUUACUAACUUCAGAGUUGUCUAAUGCAAAUUCUGCAGUAAGAGAAACAGUACAACAAUCACUUAAAAUAAUUGCCGAACUGAAACAAUGUAAUGUUACUGACUUGCUUUCUACCGCACGAGACACAUUGCUUAGUCCCAUUUUCGGUAAACCGUUUCGAGCCCAUCCCGCCCCAAUGCAAAUCGGGCACAUUGAUGCAAUUACAUAUUGUUUGCAAUUACAGCCUCCUUUAUUAGAUUUUAGUAAUUAUGAAGAGCUUGUUAGGCUUUUGAAUGAAGCUUUGACGCUUGUAGAUACCGAUGAUCAAGUUUUGGCUAGUCGUUCAACACAGUAUAAAACUUCUACAGCUGGGAUUAAUCUUAGAAUAGUUUGCAUUAAGUUAUUAUCCGCGUCUAUGAUGCGUUCAGAUUCCUUUCCACCAAAUUCUGCAGUUGCUACUCGGACUCGUAUAAUUGGUGUUUUUUUCAAAUCAUUAUACUCAAAAGCACCAGAGGUAGUAGAUGUCGCGAACAAAGGGCUUCAACAAGUUCUUCAACAACAACACAAACUUCCUAAAGAUCUUUUACAAGCUGGUUUGAGACCGAUCUUAGUCAACCUGUCAGAUCAUAAAAAGCUAACUGUAGCGGGACUUGAAGGUUUAGCUAGACUUCUUGAAUUGCUCACAAAUUAUUUUAAGGUUGAAAUUGGAAGAAAAUUACUCGACCAUCUUCGCCAAUGGGCUGAACCGACAGUUCUACAAGAAUCUGCUGGCAAGCCACUUAUCGAAAUAGAAUCUAUUAAAAUUAUAGUCGCAAUCUUGAAUGUUUUUCAUCUUUUACCUCCAGCCGCCUUCGUCUUUUUGGACGAUCUAGUUACUAUUGUAUUAGAGCUGGAGGAACAGCUGCGUCGAUCCAUGUCCAGUCCUUUUCGUUUUCCUCUUAUCAAAUUUUUGAACCGUUAUUCGUCUAAUGCUAUUGAAUAUUUUUACAAUAAAGUUGGCAAUGAUAAAUUUAUUCGAUUAUUUAUUAAUAUCUUGGGGAAUGACCAAGCUACUCAACUCAGAGAAGACAUUAUGAAAAAUCCAUUACAACUAAUUGAUAAAACUUCCAACAUUCAGGACUUGGAUAAUGCAGAUGAAGUGAAAUUUCAGAGAAUUGUUAUUAUUCUAGAGAUUGUAAAAUUCCGUCCUAGCUGGUUGGUUGAGCCUUCUUCCGAACCUAUUCUUAAAUCCAUCAAGGAAGCAUGGAAUGAUCCGGGGCGUCUGGAAAGAUUGAAACGAGAAGAUACUUUAAACUUGUCUCAAUGCCGUGAAUCCAAACACCUUGUUGAGAUCUUCAUCUAUUAUCUAAAAGAAAAUCCAGAUGAUAUUGAUUUGUUGUUCGAAUUAGUAACUAUAUUUUCUUAUGAAAGUGUAAUUGAUUAUACAUUCCUAAAGAAAUUUUAUCAGGAAGAAGUAGCAAUGAAAUAUAAUGUGAUACAAAAAAGAAAAAUCCUUGACAAGUUUUUGAAUAGUUUCCUUGAUCCUUCAAUUCCUGCUAAUAUUAAGAUGCAAUCUUUGAAAGUUAUUAUUACUCCAAUGCUUUUGUUUGCAUUUGCCAAAGGACAAGAAUAUGAGCAAAUUAUUGGAACUAUUCAAAUGGAUAAAAUUCAGCAUAUUUGGCGUUAUCUAACCGAAACUCAUGAUGAAAUUGAAGAUUCAUUACGUAUUGAGGUUCUACAAUUUUCAACGCUUCUUGUGCAACGCGUGCCACAUCUUAUUAGUGCACGAAGCGACCUCGCAAAAAUUGGUUGGAAUUGGUCCAGGGCUGAUGAUAUAACUGCUAAACAAACUGCAUUUGUCUUUUUGGCCCAAAUUUUUGCGGAAUUUGACUCGGUUAAUUCAAAAAUUUUAUUCCAAUCUUAUUUUGCACUUUUAAGAGCGCAUCAACUAGAAGCAAGAACAUUAGUAAAACAAGCUUUAGAUAUUCUUGCACCUGUGAUUCCAAAAUUAAAAACUCAUCAUCCACUUCCGUCUAAAGAAUCUUUUGAUGAAUCCAAGAAAGAUUCAAAAAAUAAAAAAGCUCCAACUCCAACUUGGAUUCAAUACGCGAAAAAAGUUUUACUAGAGGACGGUCACAGUGUUUCUCAAUUAGUUAAUGUAUACCAAUUGCUAGUGCGCCACCCUGAUUUGUUUUAUGAACACAGAGAGCAUUUUAUGUCACAAAUUGCAAAUACCUUAACAAGAUUAGGAUUACUUCAAAGUGCUACUGCUGAGACGCGACUUCUAACCAUAGAUCUAUCCGAAUUAAUAUUAAAAUGGGAAAAGCGUAGAAUUUCUGAAAAUCGCAUAACGGAACAAUCAAGUGCAGCGUCAACUCCUGCUAUGACACCGGACAAGCGUCGCAUUGACUCAGAAUCCGAGCAUUCUUCACGUAAACGGAUGUUGAUUGAACAUGGUGGCGAAUAUAGGAGUGUAAUUGCAGAACAAAACCAAAAGUAUACCCCAAACAUAAAUCUGCGAGAAAGUAUUGUUGGAUACCUCACUCGAUUUGUGUGUACAUCCACCGAAUCUGUUAGCAAAACUGGAUUGGCUCGUCGUGCUUUAGAAUUAAUAAAAGAAUUUUUACUUCCUGACUUUUGGCCCGAGGUCAACGUGAAACUUUCUACCCUUGAUAGAACACUCAAAUAUACAGAAGUCAACCAAAAUAUACUUAAUAGUGUUUGCAAUAGUCUAGAAGUUUUAAAUGUAAUACUUGAAAGAAAACCAGCCGAUUGGUGCCUUGUAAAUAUUGUACAUCUUCAACAAUUAUUAGAACAUAGCAUCGGAAGCACGCAAAUAAGGAUUCAAGAAUGUCUUCAUCCAGUACUUGUUCAUAUAUAUAAAUCUUUGGCUCCUCCACCAUUUGAUGAAACUACUACUCCCUUAAAUCCAGAACAGCCAUCUUCACCUGAUUCUGAAGUUGAAAAUUUUAUUAAAAUUAUCCACACUACAAUUCAAGAAGCUCUUCAAAACAUGAAUAACUUAUAUACUGCAAUGAUGUUAUUAAAAUCUGUGGGCUGUAAUACUCCAAAAAACAUUGAUCCUUUUCUAUCAGGAAUAAUUCAAGUUAUACAAAAACUUAUAAAAGAUUUACAACAAAAUGUUUCCAAUAAUUUAAAUGGCGCGCAGGCACCUGACUCUCCGAUUAGCAUUCUUAUAAUGGCGUUACAACUUGUAAAUUCACGAGUUUCAGAGUUGACUGAUCAAAGACCAAUUUUCCUUGCAGCACUUUCCCAACUAACAGAAAAAACCGAAAAAAUUAAUAAUUAUGAGCUUUCUCGAACAAUUUUUGAAAUGGUUAAAGAAUGGGUUGUCAGUAAAUUGGAACCUUUUCCCACUCUGGAGGAAAAAUCAGACUUACUCGUCAAAAUGUUAUGUUUUGAAUCUUUAGAUGAUAAGACUUUGAUUGAAGAUUUUUUGAAUCUUGUUAUCUCUAUAUAUAGUGAUCCUUCUUUUACUAGAACUGAGAUGACAGUGAAGUUAGAAAAAGCAUUUUUAAUUGGCACUCGUUAUAAUAAUCCUAAAAUUAGAAAUCGUUUUAUGGAAAUAUUUGACCAUAGUAUGGCUCGAUUAUUGUCAACGCGUCUUUCAUAUAUAGUAUCAGACCAAAAUUGGGAGUUUUUAGCAAACUAUUUUUGGCUUCAUCAAGCUUUGGAUGUUCUUUUGGGUUCUGUUUCGUCUAAGAAAAGAAUUCAGCCACCAACAUACAGUUUGCAAACAAAAUCUAUUACAACCUUUGGAGAGUGUUCGAAUUUAUCAUCAUUGACUCCUAGUAAAGAACUUGAAGACUUUUUAAUGAAACAUCGAGAAUUUUUGCGUGAUCUGAAAAAAUUACGUAUCAGUGAUAUAUUACCACAUUUGAAACAAUUACAUUAUUUAGAUGAUAAUUUAGCAUAUAAACUAUGGGUAGGCCUUUUUCCCUUUUGCUGGGCCAUUGUUCCUUCUAAGGAACGACAGGACUUGUCUAAUAACUUGAUAGCGCUAUUGUCAAAAGAAUAUCACGCGAUACAAUCAGAAUUAAGACCGAAUUGCAUACAAGCGUUAUUGGAAAGCAUAUCACGUUGUUCGCCCACCAUUAGACUGCCACCACACUUAGUAAAAUACCUUGGAAAGUCUCAUGGCGCCUGGCAUACAGCUAUGGAGAUUCUCCAGACCACUUUUGAAGGCAUCAAAGAAGACGAUAAGUUUAAAGAAAGCACUUUAGAUGCGUUAUCUGAUUUGUAUUCAACUCUAUCAGAGGAUGAUAUGUUCUACGGCGUGUGGAAACGACGAUGUAAAUUUCCAGAUACAAAUACCGCAAUAUCAUAUGAACAAUGUGGAAACUGGACACAAGCGUUACUUGCAUACGAGAACGCGCAAACAAAAUCGCGAGCAUCGGGUUCUCCGUGUACUGAGUCAGAAUAUUUGCUGUGGGAAGAUCAUUGGGUCAUAUGCUCUCAAAAGUUGCAACAGUGGGACAUUCUUAUUGACUUUGCCAAAAACGAGAAUAAUAUAGACUUAAUGUUUGAGAGUGCUUUCCGUUCAAUAGAUUUGGCUACUGAAAAAGAGUUUUUCGAACAAAAUGUUCAAGCAUUUUCAGAGUCACAUCCGAAUCCAAGACGAAAAAUGUUUGAGGCAUUCAUGAAUUUAAUGAAAUCUCAACAAUCAAACAACUAUGAUGAUUUUAAAAAAAUCUCUGAAGAAGCUCAUCAAUCAGCUUUACGAAAAUGGCAUACGCUUCCAAACGUAGUUUCACAGAGCCACAUCCCUUUACUUCAUUCAUUCCAACUUUUAGUUGAAUUUGACGAUGCUACAAGAAUGUUUUCAUCCUUAGCUGAUAUUAACCACCAAAAUGCUGAUACUAAAGCUAGUGAAUUAAAGAGUGUAUUGCAAAGCUGGCGAGAACGAUUACCAAAUAUGUGGGACGAUAUAAAUGUGUGGAGCGAUAUUGUUGCUUGGAGACGUCAUGUUUUUAAUGUAAUAAAUAAAUCAUUUGCACAAUUUCAAGCCCAGAACACAACUAAUACCAUGGCAAAUACCAAUUACCCAUUCCGCGGGCAUCACGAAACAGCGUGGACCAUCAAUAGAUUCGCACACGUCGCGAGAAAGCAUCAACUUUCUGAAGUGUGCAUCAACUUUUUACAACUAAUUUAUAAUUUACCGAACAUUGAAAUACAAGAAGCCUUUUUGAAGUUAACAGAGCAAACUAAAUGUCAUUAUCAAAACCCGAACGAUGUGGCUAAUGCUCUAGAUGUUAUAAACAAUACUAAUCUUAAUUAUUUUGGGUCUCAACAAAAGGCUGAAUUUCAUACUUUACGUGGAAUGAUACAAGCCAAAUUGGGUAGAGACCCUGAAGCUAAUGAUAGCUUUUCACGAGCUGUGCAAGUGGAUAUGCGCCUUCCUAAAGCAUGGGCAGCAUGGGGACAUUAUUAUGAUAACAAAUUCAAAGCAAAUCCCGACGAAACUACCUUCGCUGCUAAUGCUUUGAGUUGUUAUUUACAGGCAGCCGGCCUUUAUAAUAAUCCUAAAUCUAGAAAACUUCUCGUUCGCAUUUUAUGGCUUUUGUCUGUUGAUGAUGAUAAAGGACAUAUUUCUCGAGUAUUUGAGACAUAUAAUAGUAAGAGUGAAGUUCCAGUAUGGUACUGGAUAACUUUCAUACCGCAACUUAUAGCAUGUUUAUUGCAUAAAGAAGCAAGGCACGCUCGUACAAUUCUUAUGAAAAUUGCUAAACAAUAUCCCCAGGCCUUGCACUUCCAAUUGCGAACAGCCCGAGAGGAAUCCAUAUUGAUUAAAAGACAGGCUCAGGCUGUUCAACAAGGGCAGGCUCGUGCAGGACAAAUUUCAUCUUCAAUUGCUAAUACUUCAGGAGCUCCACAAAUGCCUCCAUCCGUUCCCGGUAGUGAAGGUGUGGUAUUACAGUCAGCAAGUCAAUUAAAUACAAAUGUAAUUGUCAAUGGAAAUGGUCACAGGCCAAUGCAAGUGAGUCCAGAACAAUCUAGCCCCAGUCAGGCAAGUUCCGGCCAAAUGAGCCCUCAGGCGAUAAACUUUUCUCGAUCAAGUCCCAUGCCAUCACAACCUCCUCAAAGUCCCGCGAUGCAAAUUGGAAAUAAUGGUAAUAAUGUUAUUAAUGGAGCAAUUAGUCAUAUGUCGUCAUCCUUGCCUAAUACUCCACACAACAUGUCAAGUAUGAAUGGAAUCCAUAACGGUAUGGCCUCAAGUGUGCCAGGUACGCCAUUAAGUGGCCAUGCGCCUACUACACCAACGAAUGGAAUUAUACAUAAUACACCCAUUACUCCUACAAAUGUAUCUCAAAAUCCGCUUCCCUCAACCCCGACUAAUAACGGUGAUGGAAGAUCUCCAAUUACUCCUGGGCUUGGAAUAAAUUCGAAUCAUCAUGUAUUAUCAAAUCUUGCACAUACACCACAAUCUCAACAAGCAUCGAAGCAACCAUGGGAACAUAUUGAGGAUGUCAUGUCAAUUUUAAAAACAUCAUUUCCAUUGCUUGCUUUAUCAAUCGAAACUAUGGUGGAUCAGAUCCAACUGCGUUUGAAACCAUCAUCUGACGAAGACAUUUACCGACUGAUUGUUGCGUUAUUAAAUGAUGGAGUACAGCAAAUUAUUAACCGAUUAAACUGUCCUCCUGAUAAUGGUAUGUUAACCGCGACGAUUGAAGGGAAUAUUAAACGAUUCGCAGAAAAUUUAUUACCGGGUGCUAUUAAGACAGCAUUUGUAAAUGACUUUAUCGAAAAAAAACCGGACUUGAUGCAAUACGUCGAAACACUCCGUAAAUGGAGAUAUCGAUUUGAAAUUGUUUUGGACAGUAAACCUCGAACACAGCAUUUGGAACAUUUUAGUCCAUAUCUAGUUGAAUUCCAACACCAAAAAUUCGAAGAGGUUGAAGUUCCAGGGCAGUACUUAUUGCAUAAAUACCACAAUAAUACUGAAUUCGUUCGCAUCGACCGAUUUAUGUCAGAAGUUGAGGUUAUUAGAUCACAUGGAAUCUGUUAUCGAAGGCUUACCAUACGUGGACACGAUGGGAGUCUCCACCCUUUCGCCGUUCAACUUCCAUCAGCAAGGCAAAGUCGUCGCGAAGAACGAAUAAUUCAACUUUUUAGGAUAUUAAAUACUGUACUGGAACGCCGUAAAGAAAGUCGCAAGCGUAAUCUUUCCUUCCAUCUCCCUUUAAUUAUCCCAUUAGGACCUCAGAUUAGGAUAGUUCAGGACGAUCCUUCAUAUUGUUCCUUGCAAGAGGUUUACGAAGAUCAUUGCGACGUUACUGGAAUUUCUAAAGAUGAAGUAAUAAUUUAUUAUACUAAUAAGAUGAGAGCCAACAUGCCUUAUAUUCAGACGGCGAAGGACAUGGGAAACUUGAGAGUCGAAAUUGCUGAACAAAUUGCAUCUAAAUUUAUUCCAAGUGACAUACUGACAAAGUUUAUGACCAAAACCAUGAAGUCGCACGAAGAUCUUUGGACUAUAAGAAAACGAUUCACCACCCAAAUGGCGGCAGUAUCUUUUAUGACUUAUAUUAUGUCUAUUAAUCAAAGGCAUCCGCAUAAGUUUAUGAUCUCACGAAAUACUGGUAACAUCUGGAUGACUGAAUUACUUCCUGCAUUCACGCAGAAUAUGCCAAUGUUACAUAAUAAUGAAGCGGUGCCAUUCAGGUAUACACGUAGUCUACAGCAUUUUAUGACACAGAUUGGUAUAGAAGGCGUUUUUAGCUCAGCAUUAACGGCAAUUGGACGCUGUCUAACCGAACCCGAAUUUGAUUUGGGACAAUAUCUGGGCAUAUUUAUCCGAGAUGAACUAAUUACUUGGCACUUCAUGGUCCAAAGGCCUGUUAACGAACAAAAUCUUCGACAAAAAGUAGCGUUAAAUGUGGAUCAGAUUGUUAAUAAGGCUCAAGCCAUUGGAGGUAUUGAUGUAGAACGAGAAAAGCCUAAUCUUUUUAAAUUGAGUGGUUCAGUAUUAGAAUUAAUAAAAACAGCGAGUAAUUCACAAAACUUGGCUGCCAUGGAAUCAUACGAUGAUCUAUUUAUAAAUAUGGAAAGGAACAAGAAUGUUUUCAGAACGAAUCGACUACAAUGCGACGAUAGUGAAAAUUCUCUCCCUUCAAUCAGAAGUCACUUAGGUUUGUUGAAAUGUAAAUGGGAUGAUUGCUCUUCAAGCUUUAGGCUUUUAAACGACUUAGUAAACCAUUUGCACGAAGACCACGUAGGUCGUAAAAAGGCAAAUUAUACCUGUGAGUGGGAUAGUUGUCCGAGAAAAGGUGCUACUCAAACCUCACGGUUUGCUUUGAUCACUCACUUAAGGAGUCAUACUGGUGAGAAGCCGUACGAUUGUAAAGAGCCAGGUUGCGAGAAAAGUUUUACGCGACCAGACUCAUUAACAAAGCAUAUGAAGAGCCAGCACGUAGAUCCACGAAAGAAACGUAUCAUGGAAGAAGGUCAAAGAACAUAUAAAAAACGAAAAUUGUCAACGUCUCCGGAAGAUGAUGAUGAUGAAUCACAUACUUCUCAUAGUCUUCAAUCUAGUAGACAACCGCGUUUAAAUAAUAAUCAACACAACAUUACAUCACGGCAGAGAUUGAAUUCUUCUCGUCAGCCUUCCGAAAAACCAAGACAACAAUCAUCUUCACGUCUACAUUCUGAAAAUUCUUAUCCAAAUCGUAAUUACACAUCCGAUGAUGAUACUUCGGUAUCUGAAGUUUCAGAUGUAUCUUCAACUGAUGAUGAUAAUGAUAAAUCUUUUUACGAGAA
Molecule: messenger RNA, 12542 nt
Organism: Cetraspora pellucida
Lineage: Eukaryota; Fungi; Glomeromycota; Glomeromycetes; Diversisporales; Gigasporaceae
Source: the annotation of a GenBank genome assembly